Molecule: messenger RNA, 8750 nt
Organism: Acanthaster planci (crown-of-thorns starfish)
Lineage: Eukaryota; Metazoa; Echinodermata; Asteroidea; Valvatida; Acanthasteridae
Product: serine/threonine-protein kinase PAK 5-like
Biological process (GO): protein phosphorylation
Molecular function (GO): protein kinase activity; ATP binding
Source: RefSeq, a predicted model, not a curated record
AAACUGAGGUUAAAUUGGUGUAUACAUUCUUUUAACACCUGUACCUUGGUAUUCUAGUGAAAAUGGACACAGUACAUGUAUACAUGUAUGUGGGUGGGAAACCGAGAGCAUUCCUUUUCAAUUUACUCGUGAAAUGUAAGAAAUUCUUAUAAAUUUAAAGAGCUUUAUAUGUAACCAUGCUUUUAUUCCUCCAUGAUGUACAUUUACAUGUAACUCAACAGUGGGUCCGGUGGCUUUGGAUCCAUUCUUCUACAUGUAUGUUGGGUCACAUUUGACCUGUUUUUGCCUCUGUCCAACCUGUAUUGUAUGCAUAUUUGUCCACAGAAUGUGUUUUUACAUGCACAUGUAUACUGUACUCACUGGUACAUGUAGGAAUAUGCAAACAUGUACGUGCACGUGUACAUGGUGCUCCCUAGCCGGAAGAUGGGCCAGGGUGACAACCCUCUUUACUUUUAUCCCAGUUGGAAUCUGACAUUGACAGAUGUGCAGCUCCCUCACCCCCACCACUGGUAUUCUUUGUGCUCUCUGUAAGGAAAUUUCUGACUUACUCCUAUCAUUUGUUCUGUUGGGGAGGAGUUAUUCUGUCCUUUAUUCCAGGGUCAGUGCUGCAAAUGGUGUGAACUGCCCCUCUCUAUUUACAAAAAUUCCACACUGUGUAGCUUGCAGAAUCAGUGGUGUCUGGCUGUGUUGACCCCUGACCUUUAGGGCAUCCAUCUCAGUGAGAUCUGUUUUCCAAUUCAGUGCAAGCGCUCCACAUUUUUAUCUAGGGUCCACAGCAGGCUGUCUUCUCUUCAGACAGGGGCUUGUGCUGAGUGGCCUGUUGGCUGAGGAAUGUUGAACAUGCUGGUGUACAUGUACAUGUACUUCUGUGUAAUACACCAUCAGGAAAUAUAUGCAGUGGUACACCUGCGUCCUUCUGAUGUACACGUACAUGUACUGAACAGCAUGUGUUAACUCUGAAAAUGUUUGCCAAGAAGGCGAAGAAAGGAUCUCGGGUCAAUAUCUCCCUGCCGUCCAACUUUGAGCACCGGGUGCACACGGGCUAUGACCGGCAAUCGGGCAAGUACAUGGGACUGCCCCGGCAGUGGGCAAACAUUAUAGGCGCCGACGAGAAGAGGCCCAAACCGAUCAUCGAUCCGUCACUGAUCACUCCUACUGAAGUCACCAGCCUGAAACAUAUUGUGCGCGGCCCCAGCUCCCCGACUGGCGAUGGACCCUCCAAUGGGUUUGAGCCCCGGAAGAUAUCGGUAGCCCGGUCCAACUCAUUACGCAACCAGAGCACUGCCAAGCAGCGCCAACAGAGGGACCGCAUGGAGCAGCAGGUUCCAGAGUCUGUACCAGAAAAUGAUUGGACUGCUCCUGUACAUCCUUACGAUGAACCACCCCCAGGUUACUCCACCUUCCCGAGGGCUCAGCAAGGUCACAGGGGACAGCCUCCACCAAUGGGGGAGCAGGGACCCCGGGGAGAUCCCGGGUACCGUGGUGACCAAGGCCCAAGGGACAGGAUGGAUUCCCGGGGGAAUACGUACGAUCCCCGCCAGCGGGGAGGCACGAUGGACCGGGGCAACAUGCCACCUAGGCCUCUCUCCGAGCACGUUGAUCGAGAGAGGGGCAACUACGACCAGCGGGGGAUGACCAUGACAAACGACGGGGAGCGGCCGAAAUCCAGCUACGACCGGCCGGGGGAUGAUUUCAGGGGAGCAGUGAAUGACCACGGCAGUCUGCAGCGUCAUGGCAAGGAACCGGCCAGGGACAACCGCAACAACAGCCAAUCUAACAGCUUGGACCACAGGCAUGAACGCAACCAGCAAGGAUGGAGGGAGCCCCCAAGAGAUGGGUAUGGGCCAGGUUACAGCGGAAGACAUCCUGAUCCAAGACAUAUGGAUCGAGACAGGAGGCCAGACCCACAUGGACCUGAACGGGCACCACCUCCGGGCCAUCAUGGGCAGACAGGACCACCUGACAGAUACCAGGGCAGACCCCCUGGGGCACACCCACCCCCAGGGUCCAAUGCACAGCCUGGCGGACCCCCCACGAUAGACCGACAGCGCGAUGGAACCCAUAUGACUCAGCGCGAUGGACCUCCUGACAGCCAUCAUGACAGGUACCCUCGUGGGCACCCAGCUAGACACCCAGGGGGACCCCCAGGGGCACAUCCAGGGGGACCCCCCGGGGGACACCAUGGGAGAGCUAAUUCACCUCGCGAGCAGCAGAAUUACCACCAGCCCGGCCCUGGGGGCGAUAAUCGGCCUAUAGGGCACAGUGCCCCAGGUCAGUCUUCCAACGAGUAUGGACAGCACCCACAAUCAGCGGGUUAUCCGGUUGGUGACUUCUCGCGCAUGAAUCUCAACCGCAACGAGGCCCAGCAGCACCGGUCCCCUUCUUCCUCCCAUUCUUCCGACAGUCAGCAUGCCCCGCCUCAGGGCAGGCCCCACGGCCCUGGCCCAUCCUACGGCCACCCGGAGCCCCAGGGCCGCUUCAACACCCACCCGCAAGGUGGCCCACCCAAGGACGACCCCAUGCUAAGCCAGCGCAUGCAGCCUGGACCGCCGCCGCCACAGCAGCACCAGCAGCAUCAUCAACAGCAUCCGCAGCAUCAGCAAGGACUGGCCGGCUCUGGCCAGACCCCUUCCCCGGCUGGGGAGCAGCGGGUGUCCCACGAGCAGUUCCGGGCUGCCCUGCAGAUGGUAGUGAGCCAGGGUGACCCCCGCCAGCACCUGGACCACUUUGUCAAGAUCGGGGAGGGGUCGACGGGUAUCGUCUGCAUUGCCACGGAGCGUGGGAGCGGGCGCCAAGUAGCAGUAAAGAAGAUGGACCUGAGGAAGCAACAGAGGAGGGAACUCCUGUUCAACGAGGUUGUCAUCAUGCGGGACUACAAGCAUGCCAACAUUGUGGAGAUGUACAGCAGUUACCUGGUAGGGGAUGAACUCUGGGUGGUCAUGGAAUUCUUGGAAGGCGGCGCGCUCACCGACAUUGUCACCCACACACAAAAACUGGAAGAGGAGAGCAUAGCCUACAUCUGCAAGGCCAUUCUGAAGGCCCUUGCCUUCCUACACUCACAGGGUGUCAUACACAGAGAUAUCAAGAGUGACAGUAUCCUGCUGACCCAUGAUGGCAAGGUCAAGCUGUCUGACUUCGGGUUCUGCGCUCAAGUCUCUUCAGACAUGCCUCGGAGGAAGUCGCUGGUGGGGACGCCCUACUGGAUGGCACCCGAGGUCAUCUCCAGGUUACCUUACGGACCAGAGGUGGAUAUUUGGUCCCUUGGAAUUAUGGUCAUGGAGAUGGUGGAUGGUGAACCGCCGUUCUUCAAUGAGCCCCCGUUGCAGGCCAUGAGACGCAUCCGUGACAUGCCUCCACCUAAACUCAAGAACCCACACAAGGCUUCGCCACGUCUGCAGGGCUUCGUGGAGAGGAUGUUAGUGCGCGACCCCACUCAACGUGCCACCGCCUUCGAGCUUCUCGAACACCCCUUCUUACGGACUGCCGGUCCCGAUUCCUCCCUCCUGGGGCCCAUGAGACAACUCAGGCACAAGUAAAAAAACUUGUGUACGAUCGAGCCUCUUGUAGAUAUACAACAAAAUUGCACUUAUGUACAGUACUUGUGUAACAUAAAUUUCUCGCUCUGUUCUGGGACAUUCGAUGGAGUUUGUAUUCUAGUGUUAUUUUUAACCAGCUGUUACCAAAUAAAGUCAAUCCACAGGGAGAAAAAUACAUUGUACAUAAAACAAUAUGCAAAAUUUGUUUCUGCAUUUGAAGGAGAGUAAAAGACAUGUAUAUUUUCAUCAGUGAAUGCCUUUAACCGCAUGAAGCCAGUCAGUGAAAUAUGGGCAUGCGAGAUGCUUGGGGAUGUGAAGGGCUUUGCAGUGUGUACAGCGAGCACUGAAUUUUGAAGCACCAACAAGCCGUUGAGCCCUCAUUUUCCACCAAAAAGAAGUUCUGGAUUAUCUGAUUCAUGUAUUUAUACACUCAUGACAAGUAGACCCCCCCACCAUUAAACAUUCAGAUCUUUAUUCCAUGCCCUGUAUUCCAGUUUGGUCAUGCACUACAUCGGAUUCUGUAUAUUUUGCUAUUCCAAUCCACUAGAAGUAGUGCACUUGUACCAGUGUGUCGUCUUCACCAUGUGUAAAUUCCUAGCUGUAAGCACCAAAAUAUUCCGUAUAUUGUUUGUAUGAUUUCACAUGAUGUAUUCUAUAAUCAAUACUCUAAUUUUUAUGUUAGCAGUUACAAACAAGCAUCAUAACAAAAGUACUCUUUACUUUUUUUCUUGAAGUUUGUAUUCAAAUAACAGUUUUAAUGUCUGGCAUGUCAGAAGAGAAGCUGCCCGGAGGAAACUGAAGGAUGAUCACACUCUCUGAAUCUAGGGGUUGUGUACAAUCCCAAGUGCACAAUGACUGGCAGGUGUUACGAAGCCGGCACAGUGCUUUCAUCAUGAGAGACUUGGGGAGGGGUAGGAACUCCUGCACAGGGAUCCUUGUGCCUUGGAUCGGUCUCUUGUUUAAGUCAGUGUCUGUGCUUUAAGAUCCAGGCCCAGUGGAGAAAGGCUGCGUCCGAAUCACUUGGCUGCGGCUUGAAAUUACGCAAGCACUCUAUGGAAACUGGUUGCAGCUACUUCCAUGGACUUGAGCGUAACUGUUGAUCACAGUCAAGGAAUUUGGACAUGGCUUAAAUUAAGCAGAGAGCCCUUCCUAGUAAAUGUUCCUGUAGGUGCUUAGAGGAAUUCAGCAGUUUGGCUUGUAACCUACUUUUGCUGAGCAAAUGUUUACUUCACUUAGCAAAUACCAUGCUCAGGAGCUCUACGAUAUCAGCCCUAGCAAUUGAGAACCAAUCACAAGUAGAAAUACGGGACAUGUAGUCUGGUUCCCGGACCUCACAAUUCUCUGUACAUGUAUAAAUUGUAGCCACCUUUGACAAAUAUAGCGUGAUGCAGGGUAAGAUGUAUGACUUAAUGUCAGGGAUGCGGGAUGUGCGUGUCCGUUUAAUUUCAAAGUAACCGUAGUCAAAAGUCAUCUAAAAGUGGCGGUGAGUGUUGAAAAACAAGUUUUAAAAAAUUGAGUGAGCUGUCCUUGUAGAAAGGUGGUUAUACAUGUUAGAUGUUACAAACUGUACAAUAUCCAAAAUCACCAAACAUGAGUUUGGUGAUUGAAAAUUUCGGCCACUUCUGAAAGAUUUUGGUAAUGGGGGAAUUCUGCCAUUUUAGUCACGUACUGACUAGUAGUGGGUACCGGACCUAAGAUUGUACACAGCAGUAGGAAUAUUUGGUCUGGGAACUAGACUACAUGAAAUGUAGCCAGUUCUUACUAUGAAAAUCACCCCCCCAAAGAUGUGUGCACGAAAGUCGCCUCAAGUCUUGGUUCUCUCUAGUUUUCUGGGAAGAAAACCUGAUGUGAUGAUCCUUGUCCAUUUUUCAUACAAUCAUGUACAUAUUCAGGGACAUUCUUCCACUUAACACAUUAGCGCAAAUCUUUCAUACCGACUGGUAAGCAGCGUAAUCGUGCUUUUUGAGAAAGGCCUUUUUGAUGGUAGUGUUAUUGAUAUGAAUUUUAACAGGGUAAGACUUUACAGCACGAUUGUGGGCGCUUGUAGGGCGGUCAGGGCAGGACCCUUCUGAAUUGAACUUCACAAAAUGGCAACACAUUAGAUGGGCUUGCAGUAAUUACAGGCCUUGGAACUUGCCUGAAUGUUUUGUUAAUUUUGAGCACCAUGUCUGCAUUUCAGAAAAACUGGCACCAGCGCUCGGAACAGACUGAACACUCUGAUACUUAAAAAUUAGGGUGCUUUGAGAAAUAAAUUCUGUUGGAAAAUACUGUCUAAGUACAAGAGGGAGGUUGAGAAAUUGGCAUAGCUGUGAGAUAUAUUAUCACUAGGAGUCAAAAACUAGUACUCAGCUGGAGAAGGUGGAGAUUGAAUCAGGUUGCACCAGUGCCCCCCCCGGCCCCCUGUUUGGUGUGGGUAGGGAUAUAAGUUGUUUGGAGCUGUUGCGUUCAUACCACAAUAGAGACACGAAUGUGUGUGAUAAAUCUAGCAAAGGUAUUACAUCUUUCUGUUCAUUUAGGGUCUGUGUCAAGGCUAUAAAAAGUAGCAGGAUUCUUGUUUGGGGGAUCUUCAAUUUAGAUUUAAUUUAAUCUUGCCAAUCUAGGCCUUUUUAACACUGCAUAAAAGCUUUCUUUGUUUCAGUUUUCAUAUUUAAUUUUGCUUUUUUAAGACAUUAGCAUACAGCCAUCAACUGUACAUUUCUCAUGAAUUUCUUAUUUAUGUUGAAUUUUUUGUAUCAUCAUUUUAAUGGUUGUACCAUUACAUCGACAAACAUAAUGUGUGGAGAAUGUUUUUAUAUUCCCCAUCAAUAUCUAAGUUUUUGUGUGUGUCUGUUAAAUUGGUUGAUCACUAUUUCAUCAAGCACAUAUUGUUGACUCAGUUUGAGCAUAUACAUGUAGAUUUCCCUUUUAUAAAUAUACUUUAACUGGGAUUUUUUUAAUCUUUGAAACCUUUGGUUUGGUUUCCAGCAUUGCCUCAGUUGAGCAUCAAAUUUACCUGCCUCAAUACCAUGUAUAUGUUUAAGUAUUUCCAGUUAAUCUUUAAAGUGUUUGAAAUGCAUUAAUGAUAACGAAAUCAUUUCUUCAGUUUCUGUCAAGAAUAGGUAUUACCAAAGAUGGUAUAGCGCUGAAGGCGCAAGGUGGAUAACCUUGCCCAAAAGAUGUAAUUAUCAUGGGUGCCAUUUGAGCAAGUGAUACGCCUGCGCAGUUUACAGUAAUGCUUGGGCGCAGGCUCACCAGGUGCACAUGCCUGCCGCGGCACCUGUGCAUUACUGUGCAUUGCGCAUGCGUAUCGCUCGCUCAAAUGGCGCCCAUGGGAUUACAAUGUUUUACGUGUUUUCACGAUGAAGUUCGCCAUCUUGCACCGCUUUGUGGCGCUAUACGAUCUUUGGGCAUUACUGUGUACUAGUCAUGACUCUGUUACCAUUUUUACAUCCCUUUUUGCAUUGAUAGGGGUAUAGGAUUUUGUAAUCAGUUGUUUUUUCGGGGGGGGGUGCAUCAUUUCUCUGAUCCUUUUACACAGACACUUACAAUAUACACAUCAAGCAAUUAUGAUUGUGACAUUUGCAUGGAAUAUGUCCUACUAAUAAAUGCAAAUACCAGGGCUCAGUGUCAGUCUGCUAAGCACUCAAUGUUAUGCUGACAGAGAUUCUGCAUAGUUUAUUGAGACCGUACAGCACAGCAAAAAGCACACUUACCUAUGAGGAAAAAUUUUGCUAAGCUUUAAUAAUGAUGCAUCAGUGGAAAUCUCUAUGCAUGCACAUGCAGUUUUUGUACCACAUGUAAGCACAGCAACUGGGACAUGUUCACUGUGAAAUGUACUUGCUGCUAAGCAGAUUUUUGUGUUACGUUAGCACAAGAAAUAGCAGUAAACACCGCCGUGAAAUUGGGCCCAGGCCUGGAUCUGGGAAGUAGUCCUAGAAAAGUUACUCAUCUGAUACUUGGUAUAUAUUGCUCUUACGCAUGCUCUUAAGAGGGAGAAAAUCAACACUUUGGCAAAUGUAAAUACAAUAGCACAUCAUGGCAAAUACCCCGUUCAAAGAUCCCAUUGCCCACUGUGUGUAAGUUGGCCUGGACCCUAUGCUGCCGUUUUGAUAUUGACGAUAUUACAGGUACUUUUAACAAGCAAUUUUGAUCAGAAAUGCGUGGUGUGAGUUGUAGUUGCAUCUGAGUGACUGACACAAGUUUAAGCAUUUUUGCGAAAGUAAAAAAAAGUUUCUAGUUUUUUAUGGGAAGAAAGGCUGAACAUGUAUCAUACACAUUAAGGUGAAUUGUGAUUUAGAAAAGGGUGAAAUGUUGAAGUGCUUGAAAACAUUAGGGCAAGUGGUUUAUUACAUUCAAAGAAAUGAUUUUUGGUGUGCCGCAUGCCAGUUAAACAAUGAAAGAAAAUAAAUGUUGGCUGGUUGAUUUAAUGGAUGACGCAUUAUUCAAAAGAGCAUAUCCCAGAGUUUCAAACUUGUACAUCUUAAAAAACAUGUUUUUCAUAAAUAGGUGGCAUAAGAGUUCACAUACUUAUGCUGUUCAAAUGUCUGAUGGGGAUCAGUAUUUGUACAAUAUUAAUUACAGUAACAAAUCAGUUUUUUGUGAGAAACUUUAAUGUAGCUCUUGGAAAUUAUUUGGUGAUGGUUUCACUGAAAUGAAUUGGCAGUUUUGCGGAAUGUUCCACUAAAAGGUAUUUAUUUGUUGGUUAAAUUUGUGGGUACUGCGUUUCCACCAACAUGUACAGUGGUGAAAUAGUGUGUAACAGUAACUAAUUUUGUGUCUAAUUUUAACAAAUCAAAUAUUCAUACAAAUGUAAAAUAGCUCUUGUGGACUUGAUUACACGAUGCUUAAAAGACUAUAUCUUAACCAAAUGUAUUGAAUAUGUUGGUUAAAAGUGUGUCAAGCCUUUACCUACAGUGAGGGUUGGAUGGGUUUCGACAUAAUACCUCUCAUCAAAUUUCAAAAAUACGUACCUGAUUUUCCCCAUGAGUUCGGCUGUUCGGCUUGUCAAUUUUUCAUCACAUUGAAAUUGUUGGUUUUAAAAAUAUGGUGUUUAAAAAACUUGAAUGUUUGAUCAGAUAAAAGCAGAAAAUUUUUAAUACUGAAAAAAAUUGAACAGACAUUAAGCGGUUGAUGGUAUGGUAUUCUCAACCAGUUUUGCAAUCAAACAAAAAAUUUUACAUAUUAAAAAGAGAAGUUUGUCAUUCAGAAAAAGUCAACACCCCCCCCCCCCGAAAA